Messenger RNA from Ceutorhynchus assimilis (cabbage seed weevil), 2926 nucleotides. The record is from the annotation of a GenBank genome assembly. Lineage: Eukaryota; Metazoa; Arthropoda; Insecta; Coleoptera; Curculionidae.
UUAUAAUUUUUGUAGUUUAAAAAAUCUUUGACAAGCUUGAAAGGCAACUAAAAAUACCUACAAAGCAUAAAUAAACAUAAUUAAAUAGGGGAAAAAUAACUAAGGCAGCGCUUCGAGAUGAAACAAUCAAAGAUUCUGAACAUUCCGGAAGCACGAUUUCUGAUCUACGGCCUAACAGUACCGAUAAUUUGCCAGAAUUAAACCCUGAUUCACCAAAGUCUCAAUGCUUCUCUGAUACUGAAGAGGAAAAAGAUUGGGACGAGACUACAAAAAGUUUCAAUGAUAGCGAUGAUAUUUUAAAAUCCAAUUUCAGUGAAUAUAAUGGCGUAGAAACAAAUCGCCUUCAGUUUUCAUGUCCAUAUUGUCCAAGGCAAUUUAAACACAAACGCUCAAGAGAUCGUCAUAUUAAGCUACAUACGGGCGACAAAAAGUAUAAAUGCAUACAAUGUGAAUCAGCUUUUGCUAGAAGCGAUCAUUUGAAAAUUCAUACGAGAACUCAUGAAGUCAAAAAACAAUAUAAAUGUCAGAUAUGUAAUAAGGGAUAUAACACAGUAAGCGCUUUUAUUUUCCAUGAAAAAAGCCAUAAACAUGAUGGUAUGAAAAGUAAUUGUUCGGAUAUUUAUUCGAAAAUCUUAUCGGGAUCUGAAGAAAGUGAGAAUUCUGAAAUAAUGCAGAAACCCUCCAUGGUAUGGCAGAAUCUACAAGAAAUUGAUAGUGACGAUAAUGCUGAAAUUAAAACUAUUUGCGUCUUCUGUUUCCAAUUGUUCUCUAGCACAGAAAUGAUGAAUGAACACAUUCAAACUUGUCACAAGACUUUGGGAGAAAAACAGAAAUUUGAUUUUAAAAAUGACUCACCUACUCAAGAAAUAUUUUCUGAAACAGAAACCCAAAUCGAAAAGAAGAAAGCAAAUGAGAGAAAACGCCUCAAAGAAAAUAGUUCAGAAAAAGAGAAGCACCACUACAUACCCUCUCUAAAUUCUCAAGAAACUUUUAUCUGUUCUUGUUGUUACGAACGUUUGCCAAAUUUCAAAAGCUUUCUAAUUCAUAUGGAAACUCAUGUUGCUUCACUUAAAACUAAGACUGGUAAUCAUUGUGACGAAGAUACGAGAGAAAAUUUUAUGCUACCUUUAAAUAAUUAUUUAUGUUGCUGUCAUUGUAAUAAGUUUUUUGAAGAUUCUGAAAAGUUGCAAGAACAUUUGGUAGAACAUCAUGUGAUGACUUUCUAUAAGUGCUCAUUAUGUGAACAAACUUUUGAAGAUUUCCUUAUUAUGAAGGCUCACUUAAUAAAAAAUCACGCAAGCAAUCGUGAACAUUUUGAAUGCAGCAAUUGCGCUGAAGGACCUAAACUUUUUCACGAUAGAAUUUCUGCUGAGCUACAUCUUUCCAAACAUCAUUCUAUAAAUAAAACUGUAGAUAAUUGGCAGGAGGGGCCAAGAAUUUCAUUGGAGGGAAAUGGGGCGUCCAUAAGAGAUGAAUAUUUGAAUAAUUACGUCAAAAACUCUUCAGUCGUGCCAACAGCAACAAAUUAUCGUUGUGCCUACUGCAAGGAAUACCGUGCAUCAAAAAACGACUUACAACUUCAUUUGAGAACUCAUCAAAUAUCAGAAAAAUCCCGACAUAAAUGCAACAUUUGUGAUGAAACAUUUACAUCUUCUCCUGAAUUAGCAAAUCACAAACUGAGCCAUUGCAAGAUUAUUGAGAGUAACAUGUGUGUGCCUUGCAAAACAAUAAUAUUAGAUGAAGAGUCAUUUGUGAAACAUCAACUUAAGCAUAGCGAUAAUUCGAAGUCAACUGCCAAACUCAAUUUAAUCUUGCCUUCGAUUUGCAUAGUUUGUGGCCAAACAUUGCAAAGCGACAAAGAAAUUGAAUUACAUGCUAAAUUUCAUUUAAAAUUCUUGUCCGAACAAACAAGAAGUAAAACAUGCAAGUCACCUUUUCCCGAAGAAAUCGUUCCGUCGAAUAGUGAAACAUCGACAACGGAUUUUAGAGGUACUCUAGAUGCAACUUUAGAACUUCAAUGUCAUCUAUGCAAAAAAUCAUUUUCCGACAAAGGACAGCUUCAAGUUCACUUAAUAGAGCAUAACUUCUUUGGAAUAAACCAAUUCAGUUGUUACAUUUGUUCUUCCGUAUUUACAGGAGCUGCUGGUCUCCAAAGUCAUCUUUCAAAUCAUAAUCUGGCUGAAAAACCUUAUCAAUGUUCCGUGUGUUCCGCAGGUUUCCUUUUUAGAGCUGAACUGGAUAAUCAUAAAUAUUUACACAGUUUUAAAUUGCAAUUUGACUGCUUGAGUGACGAAUCAAUAUCGCAGGCCCGGCACUUUACCAAUGCUUGGGUUGCUAGGGAAAUAUCCACAAGCGAAUCUCAUUAAGUUCAAUUUAAAUAUUUUUUAAUAAAUAUUCAGUUAGUAGAUACCUACUAAACACUUAUUAUAAAAAUUUAAUUGUGGUUUGUGUCACAAAUAAUUUAACGCCUAAAAAUCGGUGCUACAAAUUUACAAGGUUACUUUUCUAUGUUGCAAAUUCUUUGUUAACUUCACGUAUGUUGAACAAAUAUUAGUUGGAUUAUUGGAACAAAUUGAUUAUUAUAAUGUGAAAGGUUUUCUAUUAUUAUAUUGUGGAAUGUUUUCUAUCAUUAAAUUUUGGUUAUAUUCUGGCCGAGUUUUUGUACAUUUUGUUUUUUGUUGUUAUUUCAGAUUAUUAUGUAAGUACUUAACUAAUAACUAAUGUAUAUUAUAUUUCAAUUUUUUUCUGUAUUGUUUCAAAUGCACUUAUACUGUAUCCACUUACUGUUAUUGGCUAUGAGGUUUUGUAAAAAAAAAAAUAUGGACAGGUAUUUUUCCAAAUCAUGCAUUGUUGGAGACUGUUAUAGACUAAUCUAUAUAUCUAUAGCUUUUAUUGUAAAAUGUUUUUGAAUAAAUGUAUGUUAUAA